This is a messenger RNA of Haemorhous mexicanus (house finch), 1595 nucleotides long. RefSeq names its product choline kinase beta (gene CHKB). The record is from RefSeq and is a predicted model, not a curated record. The coding region runs from base 42 to 1154 and encodes 370 amino acids. NCBI's taxonomy places the organism in Eukaryota, Metazoa, Chordata, Aves, Passeriformes, Fringillidae. The transcript has 11 exons. Gene Ontology annotation, molecular function: ethanolamine kinase activity; choline kinase activity. Gene Ontology annotation, biological process: phosphatidylethanolamine biosynthetic process; CDP-choline pathway. Gene Ontology annotation, cellular component: cytoplasm.
CGGCUCCCGCCCUGGCCGAGCUGGACGGGGCAGGGGCGACCAUGGCGGCGGCGGCGGGGGGCCGGGGCAGCGGCAGCGAGGACGGCGACGUCCCCGCUGCCACCCGCCUGCAGGCCUACGCCUGGUGCCGCGAGUUUCUGGCCGGGUCCUGGAAGCUCAUCGGCCCGGACGAGUUCGGCAUCUGGCCCAUCGGCGGGGGGCUCAGUAACCUGCUGUACAAGUGCGCGCUGCCCGAGCACGUGCAGAGCGUGGGGGACGAGCCCCGGCAGGUGCUGCUGCGCGUCUAUGGGGCCAUCCUGCAGGGCGUGGACUCGCUGGUGCUGGAGAGCGUCAUGUUCGCCAUCCUGGCCGAGCGCGCGCUGGGGCCGCGCCUCUUCGGCGUGUUCCCGCAGGGCCGCCUGGAGCAGUACCUGCCGAGCCGGCGGCUGCGCACCGAGGAGCUGCGGGACCCGCGCGUGUCGGCCGAGAUCGCCGUCACCAUGGCGCGCUUCCACGGCAUGGCCAUGCCCUUCAACAAGGAGCCCAAGUGGCUCUUCGGGACCAUGGAGGGGUACCUGCAGCAGAUCUCGGAGCUGACGUUCUCGGAGCCGGCGCAGCUGCAGCAGCUGGAGCAGCUCCGGGGCUACAACCUGGAGCAGGAGAUGAGGAGCCUCAGGGACCUGCUGGAGGCCACCCCGUCCCCGGUGGUCUUCUGCCACAACGACGUGCAGGAGGGGAACAUCCUGCUCCUGGCGGGGCGCGAGGCCUCCUCGGACCGGCUCAUGCUCAUCGACUUCGAGUACAGCAGCUACAACUACCGGGGCUUUGACCUGGGCAAUCACUUCUGCGAGUGGGUUUACAGCUACAGCCACGAGGGCUGGCCCUGCUUCCAGGCACACCCCGAGCACUACCCCAGCCGCCAGCAGCAGCUCCAUUUCAUCCGGCACUACCUGUCGGCGCUCUCGGGCGGCCCCGGGCGGGCCCCGCCGCAGGAGCAGGCGCGCCUGGAGGAGGAGAUGCUGCGGGAGAUCGAGCGUUUCACCCUGGCCUCACACUUCUUCUGGGGGCUCUGGUCCGUGGUGCAGGCCAAGAUCUCCACCAUCCACUUCGGGUACCUGGAUUACGCCCAGAGCCGUUUCCAGGCUUAUUUCCAGCACAAGGCUCGCUGCUCCUGAGGGGAUCCCCCGAAUCCUGCCCCCCCCCGGGCUUUGGGGGGGGCGUUGGGACGGUUGGGGGGGGGUUGUAACGGUUUGGGGGGGCCCCGACAGUUUGGGGGGCACCACAACGGUUUGGGGGGGCUGAGCCCCGGGACCCCCCCCCCGCACCCCGGGACUCGGCAGCAGAGGUGGGUGGGCCCCCCCCCCCCAGAAGGGUGGGAUUUGGGGUGGGGGCUGGGGGGAACCCCAGAUCCGCACUCCUGGCCAGUAGCGGGGGUUUGGGGAGGUUUGGGGGGGGCUGGGGUGUGGCGGGGGGCGGUCGGGGACCCCCCCGUUUGUGCCUCAGUGCCCCCCCGCGCCCCCCGCCCGCAGCUCCUUGGGGCCGGGGGGGCUCCCGGGCCCCCCCGUUUCGACAGCAGAAUGUAAAACUCAGACCAAUAAAGCCGCGCUGGGGCCGGC